CCCUGCCCUCUCAUAAUGCAGCAUGGACGAGAGAAGGCGCCGUUGUAGCUGUUACCAUCCGACAGACAACGUCUAAUAACUCUACACCCCGGAUAACUCGUCCAAAGUGAUGCUUCAAUCAUGCCGAUAGUCGACAAACUCAAGGAGGCCUUGAAGCCGGGCCGCAAGGACACGAGUGAGGAGGCGGACCUCAACAAGCUGUUGGCCUCCUCCGCCAAGAAAGUCCUCCUGCAGAAGAUUGAAUUCGAACCAGCAAGCAAGGGCUUCUCCUACCAACUGGACAGCCUGAAAACCAAGUAUGUGAUCCUGAACCCCCGGAACGAGGCAGCGGCUGGGCAGAAGGCGUCCGAGUCCACGCAGAUAAAGAGGCAAGGCUCGGAGAACGUCAAUGGGGGCCAGAGCGACGGGGUCCCCCCCCCUCAGAAGGUCCUGUUCCAUGGGAGCCGGCUGGCCCUGAAGUGGGAGCGGGUCUACCGCGUGGGGGCUGGCCUCCACAACCUGGGCAACACCUGCUUCCUCAACUCCACGGUGCAGUGCCUCACCUACACGCCGCCCCUCGCCAACUUCCUGCUCUCCAAGGAGCACAGUCGCACCUGUCAUCAGUCGGGCUUCUGCAUGAUCUGUGUGAUGCAAAAUCACAUCAUACAGGCGUACGCCAACACAGGGAACGCCAUCAAACCGGUGUCCUUCAUCAGAGAUCUCAAAAAAAUCGCCAGACACUUUCGCUUCGGCAGCCAGGAGGAUGCUCAUGAAUUUCUACGUUACACCAUCGACGCCAUGCAGAAGGCCUGCCUGAACGGCUUCCCCAAACUCGACCGUCAAACUCAGGCGACCACGUUGGUCCACCAGAUCUUCGGUGGCUAUCUCAGGUCAAGAGUCAAGUGCUCUCUUUGCAAAAGUGUGUCGGACACCUACGAUCCUUUCCUGGACAUCGCCAUAGAGAUCCGGCAAGCGGCCAACAUCGUCCGUGCGCUGGAGCUGUUUGUAAAGCCGGACUUCCUGAGUGGGGAGAACGCCUACAUGUGUGCCAAGUGCAAAAAGAAAGUUCCGGCCACCAAGCGCUUCACGCUCCACCGGGCGUCCAACGUUCUGACGCUGUCGCUGAAAAGGUUCGCCAACUUCAGCGGGGGGAAGAUCACCAAGGACGUGGGUUACCCAGAGUUCCUGAACAUCAGACCCUACAUGUCCCAGAACAUCGGAGACCCAGUGAUGUACGGUCUCUACGCUGUCCUGGUGCAUUCUGGUUACAGCUGCCACGCCGGUCACUAUUACUGCUACGUUAAGGCCAGCAACGGCCAGUGGUACCAGAUGAACGACUCCAUGGUGCACUCGAGUAACAUCAAGGUGGUGCUGAACCAGCAGGCGUACGUCCUGUUCUACCUGAGGAUCCCUGAGACCAAGAAGAACGGUGACGGACACGCCACCAAGCAGGCCCUGAUGCAUGCUGGGAAGAACAACCUGGGCCCGGAGCAGAUCCGCAAGGCCAGCUUCAACGGGCCUCUGUCCUCCCCGCAGAUCACCAAGAAACUGGAGCCCGCUCAGCUACGCAAGAUCCAGUCCAUGGACAGCGGCCUGGGCGUCCCCAUCUCGCGGAACGGCGCCGGCCCCCCCCAGGCCAAGAUCUCCAACGGGACCUCGGCCUCGCAGGGCCCGUCGAAGCCUGCGGGCGGGCCCACGCUGAUCGACGAGCCCUUCAAGAAGCUGAAGAAGCCCCCCCCUCAGAGCCUGGCCUUCCAGCGCAGCAGCACGCCCGGCCCCUCGCACGGCAAGACGGACGGGGACCGCCGGCCGGCCGGGGACGGCAGGGGCAUCGCGGCAUCUACCUCAACCAAGUCCCUGUCGGACUCCUCCUCGGCCGACACCACUGACUCCAAGGACUCCCCGGGUCCCAAGAGCGCCCCCGCCGGCGAGACGCCCUCCACGCCCAGGAAGGGCUCCAGCAGCCUGUCCUCGCCGGCCCGCAGCGUGGACCGGGGGGGCCCCGGGGCCACGGAGGAGCAGAAGAAGGCGGCCAAGCCCCCGGCCCUGAGCCUCAUCACUGCCGAGGCCUCCUGCACCAUGUCCCCCCCGCCCGCCAAGAAGCUGGCCCUCUCUGCCAAGAAGGCCAGUCGCAGCAGCAGGAGUCCGAGAAGCUCUGACGCUUCGCUGCCCCCCUCACGCCAGCUGUACAGUGACCCCCCACACCCACCUCAUACCCCCCUCACAUCGCCCUCUCACACCGACCCCCACAGAGCUGGCCCAUUCCAUUCCCCCAAACUGCAGUCCCCGCCCUCCUCCCUGGCCACUCCCCCCGGCCCCUCCAAGCCCCGCCCUCAGACACCUCAGAAGCCCGCCCCCGCCCCGCCUCCUCAGUCCAACGGCUUCCACGCCCCUCCACCGGGCGGCGCCCUAGAGACCACGGUAACCCAGAGGAAGAAGAGGAAGAAGAGGAAACGGCACCACUCCGAGGUCGAGGCUGAGGCCGUGGCGCCGGACGAGGCUCCGCACCCCCGGGCCACCCAGCCCCCCGGGCCCGCCUCCCCAGAGCCCCGCGAGGACAAGAAGCAGAAGAGGAGGAAGAAGAAGAGGAAGCGCGAGGAAGAGGACGGAGGAGAGCCGGCGGCGGCGGCGGUCCGGUCUCACCUGGAGGAGGACUGGUGUCAGGGGGGGGCGUGGAGCCUCUCGGCCCCCCCCCCGCCGGUCCCCGCUCAGACCCAGGCCACGCCCCCUCCGGUGCUGUCGGGGGCCCCGGCGAAGACCCUCGCGGUGACGGCCGAGGCCCCGGAGAGCCCCCCGAGCGAGCGGCCAGGAGACUCGGUGUCGUUGACGAAGAGGAAGAAGAGGAGGAGAAGACGGAGCCAGCUGCCGGAGGUCCGGCCGGACGGGCCCUCGGCCGCGGCGGAAAGCCGCCAUCGUGGACCGAAGACGUCCCUCUCUGAAACCGCCGCCGCCGCCGCCUUGAAGCAGAACUCCAGGAAGAAGAAGAAGAGGCUAAAAGAAGCGGGCGUGCAGCAGGAGAGCGGACGACGCCCCGCUGAGGACGACCGCCAUGACGACGACGACGGACCCCCGGCGCCGCGCCCCACCACCAACGGCCUGCAGAGCUCAGCCCCCGUGGUGCAGUGGGACAGCCAGGUGAAGGACGGCUACCGGCGGAGCCAGGCGCCGGCCCGCGACGAGGACGGCGGCGACGCCCACUCUGAGCGUGGCGACGCCCCUCCCAAGCCCCGGCCCGAGCCGGCCCGGGCGUCCUGGGACGCCGAGCGGCGCGGGGACGUGGUGGAGCAGCUCCUGAAGAACUCCACGGACAAGGCCUACGGCGCCAACGUCCUCAGCUGGGACGGAGAGCUGUCCUCCAUCAGCAGAGACGCCAUCCAGGACACCCGCGACGCCAUCAACGACAAAGUGAUCGAUGAGUGGGACGAAGACUUCGACACCGGGAAGGUGAAGAAAACCAAACUGUAUAAGAAGGUGAAGUGGAGAAGCGGGAGCAUCUUCCAGAAGAUCCAGGACCGGAAAAACAAGUGGUCCGUGACCCCGGGGGGCAAGAUGGCCUUCGGGGUCCGUCGCUGAGGGCCCCCACCCCCCAGGACCUGGACCUAGUGCUAGACCAGGACCUAGUGCUGGACCUGUUCCUAGUACUGGGCCCUGACCUGGACCGGGACCUAGAACAGGACCGGGACCUAGAACAGGACCUGAACCUGGGCCUAAACCUGGGCUGUGACCUGGUCCUGCACCGGGUUUAGUCCUGGGCCUUGGCCUGGACCUUGGCCUGGACCUGGACCUGGUCCUGGACCUGGUCCUACACCUGGUCCUAGACCUGGUCCUAGACCUAGACCUGGACCUGGUCCUAGACCUAGACCUGGACCUGAGUCAGGAGCAGCCCCUCUGUGCCGGACUCCGGUCGGUGAAUCGACCCCCAAAAUUGAGAAUGACAAAAGCCAACCCAGACUAUCCUGUACCAAGAGUGUCUCGGGCUACAGACCAGGGACCACUCUUACCCCCCCCUCACCCUCCUUUCUACCCCCUUUUGUACGACAGUCAAAGCCCCUGCAUCUCACCCGGCAUCGAACACAGAGACCUGGCCUUUUUAGUGGCGCCCCUUCACCGUAAAACUUGUAAUAGAUUUGCAGCCGCACAACAUGUAAUAGAUGAGAAUGAACAAAUGUACAUAGCAUGCCUGGAAGCUCCUGGGAUCGCUUUGGGUGGAAGGUGAGCAACUAUAGAGGGACGGCCAUUUGUACAAACGACCGUCUGUCAAACUCGCCGGCCCCCCAUCCAAUCCCAGAGCACCUUAGUUUAGGUUCAUUUUGAUUUUAUGGCGGUAUGAAUUGUACUUCAGAGUCUGCCACUUUUAUUUUGUUUUAUGAAACCAUAUUCGACUUGCGCAUUGUUGCGAGUUGGAAUUUCACAUCGAACAGAUACUUUAAACUGCUAAAAAAAAAAGAAGCAAAUUGUUUUUUUGCCACCAAGAUAAUAUAUUUCUUAUUUACUGCCAUUAGAUUUCUUUUGUUUUCCCUCAGAAAGUUAUCGUUUGAUUUUGCUUAUUUUUUAAGUUUCAUGGUAAAUGCCUUUUUAGGAACAACUUGAUUUCAAGACAGAAAAAGUCACCCAAUCGGACAGAGGCUCUCAAACGACCCACCAAUGGCACGAGCGCUGUCAAAACGAACCACCAAUGACGGGAAAUUCCUUUCAAAUCAAAUGUGACUCAAUAGUUGCAACAUGCAUCCUCCCUCACUCUGCUUAUGGCGAACGACCUCUGAGCCUGGACGGUUGACCUUGAAUGCGUUGUGUGUUGACCCUGAAUGCGUCGUGUGUUAACCCUGAAUGCGUUGUGUGUUUUUCAUGAAUGCGUCGUGUGUUGACCUUGACUGGGUCGUGGUGUGUUGACCUUGAAUGCGUCGUUGUGUGUUCACCCUGAAUGCUCUGUGUGUUGACCUUGAAUGCGUUGUGUGUUGGCAGGGGUCCUAAUGUUUUAAAGCGUGAAUAGUAUCGCAGAACGUUUGACUCACUAGUUCGGCCCAGCGCUCUUCAUCUUCUGUACAUCUUGAUAUCCGGUCUUUGGCACGAAACACCUCUGCCAUCCUGAACACAUAAACGGUUGAACCCUGAAGAACUGCGUCUGGGUGUGGCUUUCAUGCGCUGCCUUGUCCGAACCGUUUCCUCCUCUAUGCAAACACCUGAACAUCCUUUAGUUUAAAAUCUGCGUGACUCAAGCUGUCCCUCGGGAAUGGUUC
Messenger RNA from Gadus chalcogrammus (walleye pollock), 5216 nucleotides. It is a transcript of the gene usp36, whose product is annotated as ubiquitin specific peptidase 36. The transcript has 20 exons. Gene Ontology annotation, molecular function: cysteine-type deubiquitinase activity; cysteine-type endopeptidase activity. The record is from RefSeq and is a predicted model, not a curated record. The coding region runs from base 121 to 3552 and encodes 1143 amino acids. Gene Ontology annotation, cellular component: nucleus; cytosol. NCBI's taxonomy places the organism in Eukaryota, Metazoa, Chordata, Actinopteri, Gadiformes, Gadidae. Gene Ontology annotation, biological process: regulation of apoptotic process; protein deubiquitination.